Messenger RNA from Aureococcus anophagefferens, 423 nucleotides. RefSeq lists its product as hypothetical. Gene Ontology annotation, cellular component: cytoplasm; nucleus. The record is from RefSeq and is a predicted model, not a curated record. The transcript is spliced from 3 exons. The annotation marks the transcript as partial. Gene Ontology annotation, molecular function: ATP binding; MAP kinase activity. Lineage: Eukaryota; Pelagophyceae; Pelagomonadales; Pelagomonadaceae. Gene Ontology annotation, biological process: intracellular signal transduction; protein phosphorylation.
CCAAAACCCCGAAACCCCCUAGGCGCCGACGUCUUCCUCGUCUUCGAGCGCAUGCCGACGGAUCUAGAAAAGGUCGUGAACAGCAACCAGUUCUUUACGGCGGAGCACGUCCGCUGGCUCACGUUGGACCUGCUCCGCGCGAUCCGCGUGCUCCACGGCGCGGGCAUCGUCCACCGGGACCUCAAGCCGGCGAACAUGCUUCUAGAGGUCCAGCCCGUCCGCCUGAAGGUCUGCGACUUCGGCCUCGCGCGGACCAUCCCGGAGACGCGCGACCCGGACGGCUCGCGGCCCGCGUUGCGGCGCCAGCUCACGCAGCACGUCGUCACGCGGUGGUACCGCGCGCCGGAACUGCUGCUGCGGUCGCCGGCGCGUCCGCCCGGCGUCUACGGCGCGGCCGUGGACAUGUGGAGCUGCGGCUGCAUC